Symbiodinium necroappetens is the source of this 2391-nucleotide messenger RNA. The record is from the annotation of a GenBank genome assembly. Lineage: Eukaryota; Dinophyceae; Suessiales; Symbiodiniaceae.
GCAAGGCUGACCUCGCUGACGCAGAUUGCGCCGGGAAAGGUGGCGAAGCAACGCGGCGUCUCAGAGCACCUCCUGUGCUUCAAGGCUCACGUGCUGCCCUGCACUGAUUGGCCAACAAUGCGCACUGCCUGGGCCGUCGAGCUUCGCUCACCGAAGGAGAAGAAGGGGGCAAUGUUCUUCGUGGAGCGCGCUUCAACAUUCAGCGGCUACGGGCAGGAGGUGUCGAUCAACUUGUGCGGUUAUGGGUUACCCACGUGGCGAUGGCUACACCAGACUUCAUUGCCUGACCAGCCCAUCCUGUUGCUGCGGCCGUUGGACGACCUCGUACCGUCGCUCCGAAUGUGGACGGCCUGUGUCUUGGCCCCGAAACCACCCUUCUUGCACCAGAUUGUCGGGGCACGCGGGGCGACGCACCAGAUCUUUACCGACUCUGAUGCAGAGUCGGAGAUGGAGCAGGCUGAGGCCGGAAUGCAAGCCCAGCCUGAGGGCAAGGUUCCCAUCUCCGACUCCGAGGAGUCGUCGCAGCCGUCGCAGCGGCUUUGCGUGGAGGGACUCAAUGUCCUCCAGAAGGAGGCCAUCUCGAAGAUCCUGUCGUCUGAUGGGCUGCAUCGGCGUUGCCACCUGCUGCAGGGUCCACCAGGCACUGGAAAGACCCGAGCAGUGGUGGCACUGCUCCAGCAGCUUGCACAAAGGCACAAAUUGGGAAAGGAAGGCCGCAUCCUGGUGAGUGCUCCCAGCAAUGGCGCCGUGCAGGUCGCGCUGGAAAGCUUCAGCAAGACAGAGGAAGGCCGUCGGUGCCCGCUUUGUCUUGUGGGCGUGGAGGAUCGGGUGCCUCCAGAUGGACCUCUUCGUGCAGCUUUUAUCCACACUCGAGUGCAGCAUGCCCUCGCGCUGGUGAAGCAGAGCUUUGAAGACCCUCAAGCGCUGCAAGAAGCGGCGGAGGCACUCCGCACACUGGAGCGCAGCGUACCUGCGGCUUACCUGAGGCUGAAGCUGCCCCGAAACCUCUCCGCCAAGCACUUGCAGAAGUGUUUGGAGAGCUGGGAGGAGGGAAGCUGCAGCGAGCCGGAAGACACCAGCGAGGAGACCUCGGCGUCGGAAUCGGAGCGCGAGGCCCACUCUGCGAGGCGGCCCGUUCGUGGCAGCCUGGUUGAGCGGCUGACGGAGCUCGCUCGGCGGGAGCGCUUCGGGGAGGCCCCUGAGUUCGAGACGGAACAGUUGAAAGCUGCCGCAGCGGUUUUUUGCACGCUGAGCUGUGCGGGAAGGCCUGGAUUGCAGAUGACCCUGCGCGAUGGCAUCGAGACGGUUUUGGUGGACGAGGCAGCGCAAGCAAUCGAAGCCGAGACUUUAGUUCCCCUUUGCUUGCAGCCAAAGCAGCUGGUACUGGUGGGAGAUCCGAUGCAGUUGAGCGCCACUGUCUGUCACUCCGACAUGGCGAAGAGCGCACAUUUCUGCCGGUCCAUGAUGGAGCGGCUGAUGGGGCUUGGACAGGAGCACAUCAUGCUCCAGGAGCAGUACCGUAUGCACCCAGAGAUCAGCCGCUUCCCCUCGGCUCGAUUCUAUGGAGGGCGGCUGGUGGACGUUCUGGCUGGAGGUUCUCAGGAUUCCAAGCACCAAGCUUUACCACCAUAUGCCGUCGUGGAUGUGGCUGGUACUGAGGAGGUAUACCACCAGGAAAGCCGCAUCAUCAACAGACGUGAGGCAGAAUCUCUGGCUUGCUUUGCAAAGCGCUUAGCCUCUGUUGCUUGCAUGGGGCAAAACGGGCUCGUGACAAGGCGCUGCCCCCCUCUUGUGGUCAUCACCUUUUACAAUGGCCAGGCUGCAUUGAUCCGAAAGUUGCUUGUGGAGACAGGCAUUGAGGUGCACACCGUCGAUAGCUUCCAAGGAUCUGAGGCGGAAGUCGUUCUGCUGUCCUUCGUUCGGGCGAAUGCACAGCGUCGCCUGGGAUUCCUUUCUGAGUUUCGGCGCCUGAACGUGGCUUUGACCAGAGCCAAGCACUCGCUCAUUCUCUUUGCCAAUGCUGCCCUGCUGAAAGGAUCCUUUUCAGAUGACGUGACUGCGCUCUUUGAAGAUGCCUCCCGACGCAAGUUGAUCUGGAAAGAGGAGCAGCUCAGUCAACUUCUCUCCUCUACGUCUGGCGUCCGUCAAGCCGCGCCGCUGGUUAACGAACAGCUGGGGCAGCGCAGCCCUGCGAAGCGGGCCUUUUCAAGCCCUGAGUUCACAAAGGGCAAGAACUUAUGCGGAAGAAAGCGACAAAGGCAGCCGGAGUCCAAAGCUUUCACGGAUGCGCCUCUGAAGGAGCCGCUGCAGCCGAGGAGGCCAGCGCCUUGCCGCGCCCGACGAAAGCCGCGAACGAGAUGCAAGGGCAAACGAAGAAAAAAAACCGAAUGA